This is a messenger RNA of Cladocopium goreaui, 1758 nucleotides long. NCBI's taxonomy places the organism in Eukaryota, Dinophyceae, Suessiales, Symbiodiniaceae. The record is from the annotation of a GenBank genome assembly.
AUGCCCUGUCGCUCCCAGUGUGUCGCUGCCGCCGCGGGGGUUGCCGCUGUGUCGCUGGCGCUGCUGCUCCGACGGAAGCGCAAAGUCGCAAAGGCCUUUCCUCCGGCGAAAGCCGUGGAGGAUCCAACGCGGCGUGGCUUGCGGAAGCAAGAUCUCCCUGAAGAAGCGGAUGCCAUUGUCAUUGGCGCAGGCCCGGCCGGCUUGUCCCUGGCAGUGCUGCUGGGGAACUUUGGUCGAAAGGUCCUGGUUUUGGAGCAACACGAUCGUGCGGGGGGUGGAUUGCAUAGCUUUACCGAACAAGGCUAUGACUUUGAAACAGGGUUUCACUACGUUGGAGAGUUGAAACCAGGUCAAGAACUUCGCGCGAUUGUGGAUUCCAUCACGAACCACGAGGUCACGUUCACGAACCUGGAACGUUCCGAUGGGAUUUACGAUCGCGUGGUCUUUGAGAAUGACUCUGAAAACAUCGGCGUGCCGAAUGGCAUGAAGAGAUGGCUGCAGCUCCUGGAAGAGAAGUUUCCAGAAGAGCAAAAAGCAAUCCAGGAAUACGGCCGCGAUUUGGAGGCUGCCACGGUGACUUUCUUUCCCCUGAUGGUCUGGCGGACCUUGCCUUUCGAGUGGCUGCGACGGCUGCUGCGACCUUUGUUGGCUGCCCCUGGGAUGAAGCUUUCAAUGCCCGCGGGCGAGCGCAUGGACGAACGAGCUCACAAGGUCCGUUGCAUAGGCACGCUGCUGACCCUGUCCUAUUCGAACUUGACAAGGUCCAUUUUGGGCGUGCAGGUGCACUUUUCGGAAGGUGCCUACUUUCCUGAGGGUGGACCUCCCGCCAUCACCCGAGCCAUGGUCCGAAAGAUUGAAAGCCAAGGAGGCCGCGUCUUCGUGCGCGCCCGCGUGGAGGGCUUGUUGUGGGACCAGCACGGGGACGUCGAGGGCGUGGUGUUGGAAAAGGAGCAGCUGCGGGUGAAAGCGCCCUGGGUAGUCUCGAGCAUCGGUCUUCACAGCACCGAACAGUUUUUGCAGGAGAAACCCUGCCACAAAGCCUUCCUGCAACGGCUCUCACCCCUGGAACGGACGCACGGCCAUCUCUUCCUCUUCGUUGGUCUACGUGGCUCUGCGGAGGAAUUGAAGUUGCCCAGCAACAAUCUCUGGGUGUUGCCUGGCGAGGACUUAGCCAAAUGCAUGGAGGAGUUCCAAGCUGAUCCCACUGCUCCUUUUGGCUACGUCGGCUUGGCCUUCCCAAGCGCCAAGGACCCGUCCUAUAGCGCGCGCCAUCCAAAUCGCUGCACCUGCGCUGUGGUGGCAGGUGACGCACCUUGGGACUGGUUCCACAAGUGGAAGGGACCCAAAGUUCGGCACCGCGGUGAGGACUAUGAAGCGUUCAAGAAGAAAUUCGAAGAACGGCUGCUGAACAUCCUAUACACUCAGUAUCCCCAAACGAAGGGCCGGGUGGAGUAUGUGAAUAUGGGCACACCUCUGGACACGAACUUCUAUUUGGGGAAGACACAGGGUGAAAGCUACGGACUGCAACAAACCAUGGCCAAGUCGCAAGCAGAUAUCGAAUGGCUCCUUCCCAAACCGAAGGUGGAGCAUUGGCCGAAAGGCUUACUGCUGGCUGGACAGGAUGUCACCGGCGAUGGCUUUGCUCCAGCGCUGGUCUCCGCCAUUUUCGCCAGCUGUGCCAUUGAAGGCUUUCUUCCCGGCUGGCUCAAUAUCGUCUCAAUGUUGGGAUUCCGCGGUACUCUGCGGGCACUGUUCUGA